GCUGGGAUUACAGGUGUGCGCCACCACACCCAGUCUCAAGAAGUGGCUUUUUGAGCCUUCGAGCAAGCUUCUCUUUUGUGGAUUUCCACAUGUCCUGUGUACCUGCUUGCCGACCUACUCAACACAUCAGUGCAAAGACGUUUUGUCAGGGCAAAUAGGGGCCACAUGUACAGCUUUCUCUCCUGUUUCUAGUAUGGCACUUCUGAAAGCACUCCCCAAAGGCAGUAUUCCUGUCAUGACCCAGGGAAAGAGCUCAGGCUUGGCUCCUCCCUCUUCUCCCCCCCCCCCCCCAUGCAGUGGUUCCAGCUGAAAUGUAGGCUGGACCACAGAAGAGUGUGGGAGCUUGGAGCAGGCCAAAGCCCCCGAUCCUCCUGUUGGCAGCUUAGAAAUCAUCUUUGGGGACACAGUCCAGCCCGGAAUUAGGAUCAGGCCAGAAGUCUCCGGGGGGCCCUGCUUGAGUGGUUGAGCGUCUGUAGACUUCUUCCUGCUCUGGGAAGAGCGGUCCUGGUGGGUUGGCCUGGCACAUGAAGGUAGGGAAGUGGCGAAGGCGUUGUGAGUGUUCUCCUGAGCAGCGGGGUCUCGGCAUGGGGAUGUGCUCGAUGCCACGCUUGGUGGCACUCACGGUCCUGUCCUCAUGGGGAGCUGGUGCUCGCGCGCUGCGUCCUGGGUCCUUUCAUGCCCUCUCCUCCUCCCGUCCCUGUCUCUCUGUCCCCUUCUCUUCUGCAGAAGAUUUGUCUAUUUCCCGGCCUCUGCUCUUACAUGCUGCUUACACACCUCGGAGAUGGCUGUGCCACAGAGGACCCGCUCGAGCCAAGUGCAGGAAUUUGGAUGCCCGUGGGGCCCUAGUGUUCAUGGGAAGCCCAGACCCAGCAAAAGCCUGCGAGGGUUCUCUGAGGAUCCCGGAGCACCAACAAGGAGCAAAGCAGAGAAGGCGGGGGUGGCGACGGCAGGGCUUCCGCCUGCUGGAGAGGAGUUCGCUGCUGUGGAAGCUCAUGGCCGUCAUCUUCGCUGCGCUGCUGUUCUGUGAAUUCUCAAUCUACUACCUCGUGAUCUUCCGGUGUCACUGGCCAGAGGUGGCCCCACCUGCUCACAGUGGAGAGCAGGCGCCUGUGCUGAGAGCCAUGGUCCUGGCCGACACACACCUGCUCGGGGAGGUGCAAGGCCACUGGCUGGACAAGUUGAGGAGGGAGUGGCAGAUGGAGCGAGCAUUCCAGACGGCCCUGUGGGUGCUUCAGCCCGAAGUCAUCUUCAUUCUGGGCGACAUCUUUGAUGAGGGAAAGUGGAGCUCACCACAGGCGUGGGCGGAUGACCUGGGGCGGUUUCAGAAGAUGUUCAGACACCCCUCGCAUAUGCAGCUGAAGGUCGUGGCCGGCAACCACGACAUCGGCUUCCACUACUGGAUGAGCAGUUACACAGUACAGCGGUUUGAGAAAGCCUUCAGCGCGGAGAGGCUGUUUUCUCAGAAGGGAGUGAACUUUGUGAUGGUGAACAGCGUGGCCAUGGAGGGUGACAGCUGCAGCAUCUGUGCGGUGGCUGAGGCCGAGCUCCUGGAGAUCUCGCGCCUCCUGAACUGUUCCCGAGAGGUGCGGGGCUCCGGCCCGUGUGGAGCAGGGCAGCGGCUGCCCCCAUCGGCCCCCGUCCUGCUGCAGCACUACCCGCUGUACCGCGCCAGCGAUGCCAACUGCUCGGGACCAGAUGCAGCCCCGCCUGAGGAGAGGAGCAUCCCCUUCAAGGAGAGAUACGAUGCGCUUUCCCAGGAGGCCUCACAGAAGCUGCUCUGGUGGUUCCGGCCGCGCCUGGUGCUGAGUGGCCACACGCACAGUGCCUGUGAGGUGCUCCACAGUGGGAGGAUCCGCGAGCUUAGUGUCCCGUCCUUCAGCUGGAGGAACAGAAACAACCCCAGCUUUGUCAUGGCCAGCCUGACAUCGCAUGACUAUGCCCUCUCCAAGUGCUUCCUCCCUCAGGAGGACACUGUCCUGGCCACCUACUGUGGGGUGGCAGGGCUCCUCGCCGCCUUUGGCCUGGCUCACGCGGGCCGCUGGGCCCUGCCCUUCCUCUCUGGCUGGACGGCGCUCAGGACGCACAGGGCCAGGUGAGGAGCGGUGGUGGCCCUGCUGCUGCUGGACAUCAGGGCCCACACCCCGCUCGAGUCGUGACGGCAGAGCUGGAAAACUGAACACGUUCUACAAGGCGUCAGUUCUGUCCUUUCAGCAGACACACGGGUAAUCUGGCGGCUCUGCAGAGGACGCGAAGCUGCCCGUAGCAGCCUGCCCAGGUGCGCGGACUGGCUCGGCUGUGUCCCACUGUGCCCAGCCACGCUAAUCUGCUGAAGUCGGGCUUCUAGACACACGGACUUCUCUUCUUCAGGAGACUGGGAUGUUCCACCCAAACCUCACGGCUGUCAGAGACCAGACUUAAAAGAAAAGACUUGGACAUGGUUUUGGGUAUUUAAAAAUAACUUGCAGUAAUUUAAAC
Messenger RNA from Octodon degus (degu), 2475 nucleotides. It is a transcript of the gene Mppe1, whose product is annotated as metallophosphoesterase 1. The coding region runs from base 525 to 2096 and encodes 523 amino acids. Gene Ontology annotation, biological process: endoplasmic reticulum to Golgi vesicle-mediated transport; GPI anchor biosynthetic process. The record is from RefSeq and is a predicted model, not a curated record. Gene Ontology annotation, molecular function: phosphoric diester hydrolase activity. NCBI's taxonomy places the organism in Eukaryota, Metazoa, Chordata, Mammalia, Rodentia, Octodontidae. Gene Ontology annotation, cellular component: endoplasmic reticulum-Golgi intermediate compartment. The transcript is spliced from 13 exons.